CCUCUCUAUCUCCCAUCUCUCUCUUCCUCUCGCUCUUUCUCGCCGCCAUCUUGGGCCGGUGGAGCUGAGGCCUGCUGGGGACAGGACUUCAAGGCAGUACCAUGACUGGCAGGUUGUGGUCCAAGGCCACUUUUGCUGGCUACAAACGAGGCCUCCGAAACCAGAGGGAGCACACUGCACUUCUGAAGAUUGAAGGAGUGUAUUCCCGUAACGAGACAGAAUUCUACUUAGGCAAGAAAUGUGCCUAUGUCUACAAAGCAAAAAACAACACGGUGACUCCUGGUGGCAAACCCAACAGGACCCGAGUAAUCUGGGGGAAGGUGACGCGCGCCCACGGGAACAGCGGCAUGGUGCGAGCCAAGUUCCGCUCUAACCUGCCUGCCAAAGCCAUUGGACACAGGAUCCGAGUGAUGCUGUAUCCAUCUAGAGUCUAAAUUUCUACUGAAAAAUAAAAUUCAGAAUAUAUUCCACUAUUGUA
This is a messenger RNA of Pogona vitticeps (central bearded dragon), 478 nucleotides long. It is a transcript of the gene RPL35A, whose product is annotated as ribosomal protein L35a. Gene Ontology annotation, molecular function: structural constituent of ribosome. Lineage: Eukaryota; Metazoa; Chordata; Lepidosauria; Squamata; Agamidae. Gene Ontology annotation, cellular component: ribosome. The record is from RefSeq and is a predicted model, not a curated record. Gene Ontology annotation, biological process: translation.